Messenger RNA from Porites evermanni, 915 nucleotides. Lineage: Eukaryota; Metazoa; Cnidaria; Anthozoa; Scleractinia; Poritidae. The record is from the annotation of a GenBank genome assembly.
AUGAAUCUAUACUAUUAUCACAUGGCUAUAAAACUGGAAAAGAGGGUCCGGUGGUUUCAAGUACGAAAGUAUUUAGACGAGAACUUCGGGAUAAAGGUGAACUCCAGCGAUAAUCACACCACCUACUACAGCGCGUACCGUUACGUCACGAAAGAAGACAAGGACGCUUUGCACUCGCCUUGCUAUCCAGAUUCAACGGACGUUCCUCCUCAAACCGAAUCUGCUGUUGCCACGAAAAAGAGGAAAGCGAAGGCUAAGCAACAGCGCCGUAAGUCUAAGAAAAGAGGAGGUGAUCGCCUGAGCACUUUUGACGUGUGUCAGCUGGUGCAAGCCAAAUCCAUAAGCUCACGCUUAGAGCUUGUGUCUUUAGCGGCGGCUCAAGUUAGAGAAGGGAAAACCGCGUUGGCCGAAUUUAUUGCCAACCGGGGAAGUAAAGCGGUCGAUGAGGCGAUUCAGUUAGCGAAGGAAUUUGCCGAGGCCGAAACACGUUUAAAUCGGUCUAAAAAAACCUGCAUUGAACUGCUAGAAGAGGAGCUGACCGGGGACUGCAUUGAGGGUUGUGAAGGGAGAUGGCUUACAGCUGCGGAAGAGUUACUCCAGCGCCACGAGAUCGAAAAGCGUUCAUUUUGCAAUGCAAUUUACAGUGCACUGGAAAAAGGUAGAGUGAAGUAUCGCAAUGUUUAUAUACAUGGUCCUGCAAAUUGCGGGAAAUCGUUUAUUGUAUCGCCACUAAAAGUUAUUUACCAGGCUUUCUCGAAUCCCGCCACGGGUUCAUUUGCCUGGAUAGGUGCUGAAGAGGCCGAGAUUAUAUAUCUUAAUGAUUUUCGGUGGCAUCCUAAGAUCAUCGCCUGGGCCGAUUUUCCGCAAGCUCUAGAAGGGGAUACAGUUCACUUACUUACUUACUUACUUAUGUAG